GAAGAGAGGAGGAGGGGAAAGCUCCUUGCACUCAGCACAGCUGUUAACAGCUGUGAGGAAGUGGAACACACACAGCCAAGAUCGCAGCUCCCUUCAGCAGACGGAGCAGAGCCAAGCUGUGCAAUGAACACCUACAUUUUUAGCUACUAUUUAAUCCAGUUCUGUGGACAUUCCUGGAUAUUUACCAAUAUGAUCAUCAGGUUCCUUUCUUUUGGGCAAGAUUCAUUUGCAGAUACUUUCUAUUCCAUUGGACUUGUGAUGCGUAUUUGCCAAUCGUCAUCUAUCCUGGAACUCUUGCAUAUUCGGCUUGGCAUUGAGGAAGAUCAUUUUCUCCCAAGGCUUUUACAGAUCACAGAAAGAAUAAUCAUCUUAUUUGUUGUGAUUGCCAGUCAAGAAGAAAUUCAAGGAAAAUAUGUCGUGUGCAUCCUAUUUUUCCUUUGGAGCAUCAUUGACAUGGUCAGAUAUACUUAUUGUAUGUUAGCAGUGACAGGAACAUACUUUCAAGAACUGACAUGGCUCCAUUAUACACUAUGGAUUCCUCUAUAUCCUCUCUCGGUUUUGGCUCAAGCAUUUGCCAUAUAUGAAUCACUGCCUCACUUUGAAACCUAUGGCACUUACUCCACCCAGCUGCUUUUUCCAUUUGAUAUACCAGUCUACUUUCCCUACAUACUAAAAAUAUACACGGCAAUCUUGUUUGGAGGUAUGUAUUUCAUUGUCCGAUACCUCUACAUGGAACGGAAGACUCAUCUAGGAAGCCACAACAUCAAGGUGAAAAGAAGCUAGCUUUUCCCUCAAGGAAUGAGAAAAAUGGCUUGAGAUGGUCUGGUGGGAAACACUGUUCAUGAAACUAAAUGGAGAACAUGACUUUAAAACAAGAGCUCACAAGUCAGAUAUCUGGAUAUCUUUGGUUUAAAGGAGAAUGAUACACGCUUUCUUGAUAAUUAGAUCCCAACAUACAAAUUGUGCAAAUGUUAUGUACAUGUGUAACGGAACCGAGUCUGGGGUGGAGCUGCAAUUUUUAAAGCACAUUUCGAACUCUUGGUUGUGACAGAUGUUAGAUAAAUAUGAAGGCAACCAUCUUGAUCCCAGUGAUUCGUUGCUGGCAUAGGAGCACUCACAAUGCCCAUUAUACUUCAAUUGAAUGCAUAUGCUAUUUCUCUCUGUUGAAGCCAGUGGGGAAGUCCAUCUUGUUAAGGAGUUAUGUGUGUGUACAUUGGGAGUUCCUAACCUGUUAUAUAAAUGCUCCCACUCCAUUCCCUUUAUCUCAUCCCCAGAAGAACUGAACCAAACCUACUAAAAUAAUUCUCUCCCUAGGAACAGACAGCCCCAUGUUGAAAUGAAUGGAGAUGUUUUGUAGACUCUGGGGGGAGCAAGGGAGAAAUACGCAAACCUAUGAUUGGUUCCUAAUGUUUCCUCAAGUACAAUUUGAAGGGGGGGGAAUGGGGAUAUCAUCUAGACAGGAGAAUUUUGUAAUGAGAAAACAUCCUAGAUGUCACGGCAGAGUCCAGAUCUUAUGUCUGAAAGAACCAGGAGGUUGAAUGUUGUUUGCUGUAGCAAAAUCCAACAUAUUUCUAUUGAUGUUUUUGCAACUCUUCUUCAGGGGGAAUAGCUUCAUAAAGGAAUAUAUAUCUUCUUAACUGCUUUAUUGCUUUGGACCAGUUUAGAUUGAGGGUGG
This is a messenger RNA of Rhineura floridana, 1675 nucleotides long. RefSeq names its product 3-hydroxyacyl-CoA dehydratase 4 (gene HACD4). The coding region runs from base 124 to 783 and encodes 219 amino acids. Gene Ontology annotation, cellular component: endoplasmic reticulum membrane. The record is from RefSeq and is a predicted model, not a curated record. The transcript has 7 exons. Lineage: Eukaryota; Metazoa; Chordata; Lepidosauria; Squamata; Rhineuridae. Gene Ontology annotation, biological process: very long-chain fatty acid biosynthetic process; sphingolipid biosynthetic process; fatty acid elongation. Gene Ontology annotation, molecular function: 3-hydroxyacyl-CoA dehydratase activity.